AUGAAUGAGAAAUCUUGUUUUGAGCUUUGGAUUCAUCUUCGUCGAAAUCAAGCCAAAACUAUGAAAAUCACACGACCAACGAACCAACUGCCUAAAUUGAAGCCGGAUCAGUCAAUGGAUAUUCCUCUAAGCUCGAGUCUAAACAGUGCUAAGCUUUUCUUGGCUUGUCCUCUCGCUAAGAACUUGCUGCUGAGGACUAACAAGUUCAGCAUCAUUUCCUGUAAAGCAUGCAGAAAAUCUGGAGAAAAAAGAGGGAUUAUCGAAUCCUAUGAAGUGCUCUCUCUUGAUUUCAACAAUUCAGGUGUAGAUGAGAUAAAGAAAGCAUACCGGAACAUGGCUCUUCGUUGGCAUCCCGAUGUGUGUGAUCCUGAUAGGAGAGCAGAAUGCACACAGAUGUUUAUGCACGUAAACAAGGCUUACAAAACACUGCUAGAUCAAACCUUGCAAGAGGAGUAUAGCUGGGAACUAGGGUCAAGAGAUAAGCGGGGCAACGAUGAACUUUCAAGAGAAAGGUGGGAAAGCCAGCUUUUCGAACUGCGUAGGCGGUCGCAAAAGGAGGGAAGCUGGGGCAGCCGAAUGAGGGCUCAACUCAGGCAUACUUGAAAGAGCUACAAGUUCCACAUUCUUAUUCUUUUCAAUUAUUUCAUUCUUAUCUCUUCAUUAUUUAUCGGUUAUUU
Ilex paraguariensis (yerba mate) is the source of this 677-nucleotide messenger RNA. The record is from the annotation of a GenBank genome assembly. Lineage: Eukaryota; Viridiplantae; Streptophyta; Magnoliopsida; Aquifoliales; Aquifoliaceae.